GACCAGAAACUUUUGAACCAUGUGCUAAGGGUUGGAAGCUUCCAGGAUCAGAGGACGUUGUUUACCUGAAUCCUAAAGGUGGUUCUACAACCACAGAGACAUGCACCAAAACUCAGCAGCAGCCCAUAAGCUAUAAUCCAAUAUGCAAAAACUUUAGAGAUCAGCUGGACAAAAUUGGGAAGAAACCAAUAUCCCAACAAACUGAACAGGAACAACAAUUAAAGGAUUUUCUAGGAUCUGAUCCUGAGGAGGUUGUCCUGGUAUCCCAAGAUGAGCUGAGAAAUAAAAAUUCGGGUUUCAAAAAAGUUCAUUGUUUUAUGACUGGAAUCCUGGGAGGUGGUUGGUGUGGCGUGUGUAAGACCGGAGCUAAACCGGGUGAGGGUGGAUACUGCAAGGAUGGAGUAGCUGAACCUGGAGAAGAUCAAGGCUGGGGGUUUUGUCAAGCAGUGUGUGGAAUGGAAAAGGUAGCUACUUCGAGACUGAGAAUGGCGUAUCUCUACACCCUGAACCUCACAAUCUGUAAAGAAUUGUUAACCCUAAAAGCAGAGGGCGAACAUGAAGCUGCCUACAUAGACACUGAUGUAGAGCUUUGUGCAGGACAUUUGUCAACUGUUAAUUCAUCUGUUGUCAGCUACACACUUAAAGACAAUGAAUAUGCUUUCCAGCUAGAAAAAAUUAAUCACGAAGAAUUAAGAUCAUCCAGAAUAACUAACUCAUCCCAUUUCAAGUACAAUAACAUGUUGCUUGGUGGAGUAGAUUCCUGCUCAGGUGACAGUGGAGGUCCUCUCUGGGUGACUGAAAGUGUAUAUCUAAAUGGUGGGAGUCAAAAGAGAGCAUAUCUUGUUGGUAUUGUUAGUAGGGGCAGAGAAUGUGCUAACAAGGAUCUACCAGGUGUUUAUGGGCGAGUAAAGACAGUUCUUGAUUGGAUAAAAGAAAUAGCUUCAGCUCCUCAAAAUUAUUCAAAAAAAGGAGAUUUUGGUCUCAAUGAUAUUCUACUAAGGAUUGGAGAAACAAGAAUGAUAACUCCGUUUUGGGAGGAACCACCGGAUAGAUCUGGAAAUAUCAAAAAAAAGAAACACAAGAAGAAUAAGAAAAAAAGAUCCAAG
Molecule: messenger RNA, 1106 nt
Organism: Eurytemora carolleeae
Lineage: Eukaryota; Metazoa; Arthropoda; Copepoda; Calanoida; Temoridae
Biological process (GO): proteolysis
Molecular function (GO): serine-type endopeptidase activity
Source: RefSeq, a predicted model, not a curated record